UCCUCAGUCCUCAGCAAAGGAUCCAAUCCAAUCGUCCUUCUCCUAUCUUCCGAUCGAAAUCGCACACGGAGGGAGAGAGAGAGAGAGAUACUGCAGAUACCAGAAGCUGGUGUAUUUUAUAUAAAUCCUCGCCGUCAUGUCCAAGAGAGUUCUUUGCAAGUUCUUUGCACAUGGUGCUUGUUUGAAAGGGGAGCACUGUGAGUAUUCACAUGACUGGACAGCUCCAACGAACAAUAUAUGUACCUUCUAUCAGAAAGGAAUAUGUACUUAUGGAAAUCGAUGCAGAUAUGAGCACGUUAAGGCUUCUCGUCCAUGGUCCGGUGCGUCGUCGUCAUUGUCAUCGUUAUCGUCAUCGUCAUCGUCAUCGUCGUCCAGAACUUCCUCACAGCCCCCCAUUUCGGGGUCUGUUCCUCAAGUCUUAUCUUCUAGGAGUGGGGUCCAUUCCAGCUCCAAUUCUGUAGAGGUUACUUCACGAAGUAGACCUUUAGGCCCCCGUAACCAACCUGCAUGGAAUCGAGGCUUUGAGCAGCAUGAUUAUGUUGAUGGCAGUGACUUCAUAGAGUCUAGAACUGUCAGACCAGCUGAUCAGUCUAUAUGCUCAUUUGCUGCCGCCGGCGAUUGUCCUCGUGGAGAAGCUUGCCCUCAUAUUCAUGGAGAUUUAUGCCCAACAUGUGGGAAACACUGCUUGCAUCCUUUUAGACCGGAAGAAAGAGAGGAGCAUAUGAAGACUUGUGAGAAAAAGCAAAAGCAGCUUGAGGCAUUGAAACUUAGUCAAGAAAUAGAAUGCAGUGUAUGCUUAGAUCGUGUUCUUUCGAAACCCACUGCAGCUGAAAGGAAGUUUGGUAUAUUGUCAGAAUGUGAUCAUGCGUUUUGCAUAACGUGCAUCAGGAACUGGCGUAGUAGCUCACCAACUACUGGAAUGGACGUGAAUAGUUCAUUGAGGGCCUGCCCAAUUUGUCGCAAGCUUUCUUACUUCGUCAUCCCCAGUGUCAUUUGGUACAACUCAAAAGAAGAAAAACAGGAAAUUAUCGACAACUACAAGGCCAAACUCAAGUCAAUUGAUUGUAAGCACUUCAAUUUUGGCGAUGGAAACUGCCCAUUUGGGACUAGUUGUUUUUACAAGCAUACGGUCAAGCCAGGGUCAUACACAUGGAUACAUCACAGGCCACCUCCUCGCAGACGCAGGCGCAGGCGCAAUCCUGCAAAUAUGGAUGCAAUGUUUGGUGUUUUUGAGCAUUUACUUUUUCUUGAGAGCCUUAUGGGAGAUGAAGACUUGGAUUUCUAUAAUGUUGAAGACACCGAUGACGAUGAUUUAACACCUGUGGAGAUGGCUUUUUUAUUGGCACAACUGGGGAUUAACUCGGGUGAUUCAUCAAGUGAUAGGGAGUAGAGGUCCUUGAGUUCCAGAUUUUAGCCGGUUGUCAUUAAGUUGGAUUUGAUAUUUGGCAAACUGGCAUUUUUGCAUAAGAAAAGAAGAUGAAGCUUGUAGUUUGUUUCUGUUCCUAUCAAAUUCUGUAAUUAUGAACCAUGAACUAGGUUUUAACUUGUGUGGGCUUUUGAUUUGAUUAAAGUCAGUGGUGUGAUGCACCGAUGUUUGAUUGGCAUGGAAAAACAUUUCCUUAACAUUUCUGUGGAGAUGAUUGGAAAUUAAUCAAGCUAUGUGAGAUUCU
Syzygium oleosum is the source of this 1670-nucleotide messenger RNA. RefSeq names its product putative RING-type E3 ubiquitin transferase C3H69. Gene Ontology annotation, biological process: protein polyubiquitination. The record is from RefSeq and is a predicted model, not a curated record. The transcript has 5 exons. Bases 137 to 1390 code for a protein of 417 amino acids. NCBI's taxonomy places the organism in Eukaryota, Viridiplantae, Streptophyta, Magnoliopsida, Myrtales, Myrtaceae. Gene Ontology annotation, molecular function: ubiquitin protein ligase activity; metal ion binding.